Molecule: messenger RNA, 4350 nt
Organism: Rana temporaria (common frog)
Lineage: Eukaryota; Metazoa; Chordata; Amphibia; Anura; Ranidae
Gene: KIFAP3
Product: kinesin associated protein 3
Exons: 20
Coding region: 105-2558 (817 amino acids)
Biological process (GO): microtubule-based movement; cilium organization
Cellular component (GO): ciliary transition zone; axoneme; kinesin II complex
Molecular function (GO): kinesin binding
Source: RefSeq, a predicted model, not a curated record
CCUCCUCCACUUCCUCGUCAGCUGACUGCAUUCGAUCACGUGACUGAACGUCACUCCGGCGACCCUGGCAGUCUGGGCAGCUCCUUCUCCCUUGGCAACAAUAGAUGCAAACCGUUGUCGGUUCUCGGUCAUCAUCUCGUAUCCCUGGGCGGCUCCACCGACCUCCUGCUGGUACAGAGAUGCAGCCAGAGGACGCCCGAUAUCUGAAGAGAAAAGUGAAAGGAGGAAACAUUGAUGUCCAUCCAAGUGAAAAAGCUCUUAUUGUCCAUUAUGAAGUGGAGGCUACUAUUCUCGGGGAGUUGGGUGAGCCCAUGCUUGGUGAACGGAAGGAGUGUCAAAAAAUUAUUCGUCUGAAAAGUCUCAAUGCCAAUACUGAUAUUUCCUCUCUGGCACGGAAAGUGGUUGAGGAAUGUAAACUCAUCCAUUCAACCAAAUUACCAGAAGUAGAACAGUUACUUUAUUAUCUUCAGAAUCGCAGAGAUGGGUUAACUAGUAAAGAAAAGAAGGAAAAGAAGAAUGGCAAACCAAAGGAUCCACCACCUUUUGAAGGAAUGGAGAUUGAUGAAGUUGCUAACAUUAAUGAAAUGGAUGAAUACAUUGAAUUGCUGUAUGAAGAAAUUCCUGAUAAAGUUCGUGGCUCUGCUUUAAUUUUGCAGCUUGCUAGAAAUCCAGACAAUUUAGAGGAAUUAUUGCUGAAUGAAACUGCCCUGGGAGCCCUAGCGAGAGUGUUAAGGGAAGACUGGAAACAUAGUGUUGAACUUGCUACUAAUAUCAUUUACAUCUUUUUCUGCUUCUCCAGUUUUUCUCAGUUUCAUGGAUUAAUCACACAUUACAAGAUAGGAGCUCUCUGUAUGAAUAUAAUUGAUCAUGAGUUAAAGCGUCAUGAACUCUGGCAAGAGGAAUUAGCCAAAAAGAAGAAAGCAGUGGAUGGUGAUGAUCCAGAUACUCCAUCCUUAAAAAAAGAAUAUGAGAAAGCAUACAAGAAAUAUCAAGGACUUCUUGUUAAACAGGAACAACUUUUACGAGUUGCCCUGUAUUUGUUACUUAACCUUGCUGAGGAUACUCGCACUGAACUGAAGAUGAGAAACAAGAAUAUUGUUCUUAUGUUAGUAAAGGCACUGGACCGAGAUAAUUUUGAACUUCUAAUUCUUGUGGUAUCAUUCUUGAAGAAACUUAGCAUCUUUCUGGAAAAUAAAAAUGACAUGGCCGAAAUGGAUAUUAUUGAAAAACUAACAAAAAUGGUGCCAUGUGAGCAUGAAGAUUUGUUGAACAUAACAUUACGACUUCUUCUGAAUCUAUCCUUUGACACUGGCCUGAGAAAUAAGAUGGUGCAAGCUGGACUUCUUCCCAAACUUACUGUUCUUCUAGAGAAUGAAAACUACAAGCAAAUUGUGAUGUGUAUUCUCUAUCAUAUAAGUAUGGAUGAUCGGUGUAAGUCCAUGUUUGCCUACACAGAUUGUAUUCCCCAGUUAAUGAAGAUGCUGUUUGAAUGUUCAGAUGAGCGCAUUGAUCUUGAGCUGAUUUCUUUCUGCAUAAAUCUUGCUGCAAAUAAACGGAAUGCUCAGUUAAUAUGUGAAGCAAAUGGGCUGAAGAUGCUAAUGAAAAAAGCUCUGAAAUUUAAGGACCCGUUGCUAAUGAAAAUGAUCCGGAAUAUUUCUCAGCAUGAUGGACCAACUAAAAACUUGUUUAUAGAUUAUGUUGGUGAUUUAGCAGCACAGAUUUCAAACGAGGAAGAAGAAGAAUUUGUCAUAGAAUGUCUUGGGACAUUAGCUAACCUCACUAUUUCUGAUUUGGACUGGGAACUGGUUCUUAAAGAAUACAAACUUGUCCCUUACCUCAAGGACAAACUCAAGCCAGGAGCUGCAGAAGAUGACCUUGUGUUGGAAGUGGUUAUAAUGAUAGGAACAGUGUCUAUGGAUGAUUCAUGUGCUGCUCUGUUGGCAAAAUCUGGGAUCAUCCCAGCUUUGAUUGAACUACUGAAUGCUCAGCAAGAAGAUGAUGAAUUUGUUUGCCAAAUUGUUUAUGUAUUUUACCAAAUGGUUUUCCACCAAGCAACACGUGAUGUCAUCAUAAAGGAAACUCAGGCUCCUGCUUACCUGAUAGAUUUAAUGCAUGAUAAAAAUGCAGAGAUUCGAAAAGUGUGUGAUAACACUCUUGAUAUUAUAGCGGAAUAUGAUGAAGAAUGGGCAAAAAAGAUACAGAGUGAGAAGUUUCGCUGGCACAAUUCUCAGUGGCUCGAAAUGGUGGAGAGUCGCCAGAUGGAUGAAAAUGAGCAAUAUUUAUAUGGCGAUGAGCCUAUUGAACCAUUUAUUCAUGAAGGUGACAUUCUAGAGAGACCUGAUUUGUACUAUAGUGCAGGAUUGAUGCCUCCUGAAGUUGCAGUGAGCCCAGACUUUUUCAAUGAUUAUCAGCUGCAAAAUGGAGACCUUGUUGGUCAGCACUCAUAUAGCACUGGACUUGAUAAUUUUGGACAAUCCGCUGGUAUACCUGGACGGCCUACAACGGCAUAUGGCUACCGUCCUGAUGAACCCUAUUACUAUGGACUUGGAGCACGAUAGUGAUUGGCAGUCAAACUUAAUCUACGGUUAAUGACCAAGCCCAGGAAUAAAGCAUGCCAUUAUCCUAACUUUGUUAUAAUUACAUAACUUUGUUUGCAAUAUACAUUUUAGUGUUUCACUGAUGCAGUGGUUCACUUCAGCGAGGUUUGUUAAAGUGGAUGUAAACCUGAAAAAAAUGUUUUUAAUGAGACUAACUGAUACAGUAGAGGAUGUCAAGUCAUCUGUGCCCAGUCUUGUCAGGAAGAGUUAAUCUAGCUCUGAGCAAUCUUCUAAAAAAAUGGCACACAGAUAAGUUUGUGUCACUACAUCCCCCACUGCUGUGACUGACAUUUGAUUUUCUUUAUCUCAUAAAUAAACAUGAGAGCAGAGAGUGUGUUACAAUUCCAGCUUCACAUCCCUCCUCCUUUCUUCUCCAGCACUCCCAGUAUUGGCUGCUCCACACCUCCGCAUGAUUGGGCAUGUUGAAGUCAUGUGGUGCCUUUCCUGAGAUUUGACUGGCUGUUAAUCAUCAUGGGGUGUGAUCCUUGAGAUGAGCAGAAGAUCAGUGUGACUGAGGAGGAUAUUAAUGGUGCAGUCAGCUCCCAGAACCAGCAGAAAGAGUAGGAGAGUGUAGAGGUGGGGUUGGAGUCUUGUGACAUCACGACUCCGCCCACGAGCUACGGCAAAGGGACCCAGCCACUGAUUCCAUAGUUUUGCAUGGCUCCUACUACUGAAGGGGGUGAUAUUUGCAAGGUAGGGAUACAUUCAGCAGGAUUGCAUGUAUUUAUACAAUAAUACUGUGCCAUUCAUUUAUACUGGGUGAGUGGUGGGUUUACAUCCACUUUAAGUUGAGCUUCCUAUUUGCCAACUAGUAUGAAACACAUCCAGACCACAGGAACAGACAUAGCUUGACUACAACAGCCUAGGAAACGUAAUUUAUAACUUAUCCUGAAGUGUAGUGUAUUCUAUAUUUAUUGUUACAUUUAUAUUCUUUUAUAAGGGGCCUGAAUUAUUUCAACAUAUUGUAUUUAUUAAAAAUGUGAAAACAAUGAUAAUGGUAAAAAAACAUCACUUGUGGCAGAAAGCGCACUUUUACAUUUUGGCGUCUGCUUUGCUGUUAGCUAUAGAUGACACUUUUUCUUACAAUGAGUACUGGUAGUUUGCUAGGAUUCUUCUUCUAUUAAAGACCUUCUGAGAUACUUCAUUUAGUGCAUGACUAGGUCUCUAUCUACUGUAUAAAUUACACGGGCUGUGACUAAGCUAAUAUGUUUCAUUUUUGGCUUCUGUAAUGCAGUAAGCAAAUACCAGUAACAGGAGGUAGUGCGCAGAGAUGCAAGCAGUGGCCCUUCAUAAUGAGGAGCCCAUACUAUGACAAUGCUAAUGAAGGUAGAAAAGAGAGAAUCUGUUAUCUCUUUUGCUGUUCUACUUAUUUCCUGAAUACUAAACAAUUGCUGUGGGACAGUUCUAUAAUGUAGCUUCUGCUGUGGGACAAUUCCAUAUUGUAUGCAAAACAAUGCAGCAAAGGGGAAAGAGCAUUAGCAUUAUGCCUAGUAAAGUACUAAUUUUACUCCAUUGUGGGAAUCUUCAAGGUAGGGCUUACCUGGCAUAUAUUUACACACUGGCACAAACACACACUAGAUCAUAGAGAUGCCAGUAAUUGUUUGGUCUACAAUAAUAUACUCUGAAAACUGUACUUUCUUUCUUUUAAUGCAAUCUUAACUAUUAGGUCAACGUGUUCUUUGAUUAUUAUCCCAAGUAUAUUGUGUAUAACAGUAUGUUCUUUGUGUAAAUAAACAUUUACUACUAGCUGUGA